GCGCGCAACAUGAGUAAUUUCAACGGUGCUGCACUCUGCGCGGAGGUGAGAUGAAGGAUGUGCAUUUUCUCCGAGUUUCUAGCAGACAGCAGAAGCGCUCUGACGUCAGUGCACGAUCGAGCCAAACGAUGUUGCGUUCAAUUAUGUUAAAUCGCAGCGUACAACAAGGCCUUGCAGCCUUUGCACGCCAAAAUGGGUUAGCACCGGCAGCGACUCAGGUUCGAUCUGUAGAAACUGCAGCGCAAGUAAAGGAUGGCGGCAAACUGGCGGAGACGGAAACUAAGAAAGUUCCUCGUCCUUACAGUCCAUUCCAGGAUACUAGCAACUGGGCAGAAUAUGCGGUGGCCCGUUUGGACGACCUGCUGAAUUGGGGUCGCAAAGGAUCGCUGUGGCCCAUGACUUUUGGCUUGGCUUGCUGUGCCGUUGAAAUGAUGCACAUAGCUGCCCCGCGAUACGAUAUGGACAGAUUUGGUGUGGUCUUCAGAGCUUCGCCUAGGCAAGUUGAUGUCAUGAUUGUCGCUGGGACUGUAACAAAUAAAAUGGCUCCAGCGUUGAGAAAAGUUUACGAUCAAAUGAUGGAACCACGCUGGGUUAUUUCUAUGGGCAGCUGUGCUAACGGUGGCGGAUAUUAUCACUACAGUUACUCGGUGGUCAGAGGCUGCGACAGAUUAAUUCCUGUUGACAUAUACGUACCUGGAUGUCCCCCAACCGCAGAAGCUUUGUUGUACGGCAUUCUGCAAUUACAGAAAAAAGUUAAACGUAUGAAGUCUCUCCAGGUCUGGUACAGAAAGUAAUUUGUGUAAAUGAAAUAAAAUGAAAUGGAAAUAAUUGAUAGUUGAUGGAGGAGAUAAUGUACUAGUGUAUAUAAAUUAUUAUGAAAUAAAGUAAUGAAAAUGAGAUUAAAAUAACAAGAUAGUUUUCUAACAACACUUACUAAUUCUGUUUAGAUUCUUUGUAUGGAAAUUUUGUCGCAAAACGCGUUAUUGGUGAAUUCUCAGUCAUGUUACGGAACAAUGUAUAUAACAAUAAAAAUAUUACACACACACACAUAUAUAUAUAAUAUAUACAUAAUAUAUGUCAAUACCGAAUAAUAACAAUUGGUUUUUAUUGAAAAAAUAAAUAGGUUUCUAUUUAAUAUGAAAGUAUAUAUUUGUAUGCGCGAGAAGUGAGCUGCGAAAAAAGUAAUUUAUGCAAAUCGAAAAUAUGAAAGUAAAAUACACUGCGUAGAAUAGAACGGAUUGUGCUAUCUUUGUCAAUUUUGAUUAUGUCACUCCCUGCCGACACGAUUAUAGGCGAUUUUUUAUUUUUUUUUUUGCCAACAUUUGAUAGAGCCUUGCAGUACAGAAUCCAAAGUAUAUGAAGAUAUAGUUUAUGUGUUUAAAACUAUCAUUUUUAUAUACUUUUAACGUGUUUUGGUUUCUAUAUCAGAGCUAGACAAAAAAUGCAAACAUUUUCUAGGAAUCAAAGCCACCACGUUAUUCCGGACAGAAACGUAAUUUUCAAACAAGUAAUGGGAAAGGACUCAAUACCUCAGAAUAAAACGAACUAUUUCGAGUAGUUAGUGUGUUACCUUUUUCUAAUAUUUAAAAAAUACAUACAAUUUGUGGUAAAACAGCCUGUACAAGAAUUUAAGAGUUCUGGUUUUCACAAUUUUUCCCCAACUCUCUCUCCCAGUCUCAUGCACUCACUAGUAUAUUUAUAACACUACGCCCUAUGUGUAAUCUAAAUCCAAGUGUCGCUGGGCUUCAUUUGAGAUUACAGAAAACUUCUGAAUGUUUUCUGUACUUUUUAUUUGUUUUUGUUUUUUGUUGUUUUAUUUUAAUCUAUAUACAAACGCAUCCUAAUAAAACAAACCUAACUCUUUGAUAUAGGAUUUCUCACAUUUACCAAAUUUUUGUAUUGAUUUCUGUUUCUCUCGCUCACUCUUUCUUUCGUGUAGAUACUAGUAUGUAUAACGUAUAUGUACAAUAGCACUCUCCCGGGAUGUUUAGAAGUAGUUAUCUUAAGUUUAAUAUUCCAUACGGUCAUAUCUAGGGGCGUAAUCGGAGAUAGA
Molecule: messenger RNA, 2053 nt
Organism: Neodiprion virginianus
Lineage: Eukaryota; Metazoa; Arthropoda; Insecta; Hymenoptera; Diprionidae
Product: NADH-quinone oxidoreductase subunit B 2-like
Exons: 3
Coding region: 51-794 (247 amino acids)
Biological process (GO): aerobic respiration; mitochondrial respiratory chain complex I assembly; electron transport coupled proton transport
Molecular function (GO): quinone binding; 4 iron, 4 sulfur cluster binding; NADH dehydrogenase (ubiquinone) activity
Source: RefSeq, a predicted model, not a curated record